AUGGUGCGGCUCCUUGCUGCUGUGGCCGGGGACAUGCGGCUCUGGUUUCUGCUGGUUCUGGUCUCGGUGGAGUUGGAGCUGGGAUCCGGGGUCUCCACCUUCCAGGGGUUCUACCUCCCACCUGCGAACGGGUCUCUGCUCGCACCUGCCCGGAGGACGGACGGGGUCGUGCGGACCGUGGACCGGAUCUACCACGGGGGGGGAAAGGUGGGCUACCUGCUGUACCUGGACGGGCGCCGCUUCCAGCUGGACCUGGAGCGGGACCAGGACCUGGACCUGGACCUGGAGCGGGACCAGGGGGGGGAGGGGGGGGAAUGCGCGUACCGGGGCACGGUGGACUCGCGCCCGGAGUCCCUGGCGGUGAUGCGCCUCUGUGGGGGGGGGCUGGAGGGCUUCUUCGCCCUGGAGCACGCGCGCUACACCAUCACCCCCAUAGUCCGGGCGCGCGGGCACGAGCACGACGCGCGCGCCCUGCAGGACGCGCACGCGGAGAGCGCGCUGCACGCGUUCACGCGCGAGAGCUUCCGCUUCGAGGCCGCGCGCGAGGGACGCGAGAGCUGCGGGACGCGCGAUCGGCGCAGGGGUCGCAGGCACGCGCACGGGGGGUCGUCGCGCCGGCACCGGGGGCGCGCACGGGACCAGGACGCUCACGGACGGACGGAACCGGAGCCGGGCGCGCACAGGGGGAAACGGGACCGGCACCGGGGGCGCGCUCGGGACCGGGACGCGCACGGACCGGAGCCGGGCGCGCGCAGGAGGAGGUCGGUGUCCCGCGCCCGGCACGUUGCGCUGCUCCUGGUGGCGGACGCGUCCAUGCUGCGGCAGCACGGCUCGGACCUGAACCACUACCUGCUCACCCUGGCCCACAUCGCCUCCAGGCUCUACGGACACGCCUCCAUCGAGAACCCGGUGCGCCUCUCCGUGGUCAGGGUGCUGACGGUGGCCGAGAGGGACAAAGGCCUGGAGGUCUCCAAGAACGCGGCGGCGACGCUCAAGAGCUUCUGCAAGUGGCAGAACCAGCAGAACCCGCUGGACCACGACCACCCGCAGCACCACGACGCCGCCAUCCUCUUCACCAGGCAGGACCUCUGCGGCCACCACUCCUGCGACACCCUGGGGAUGGCCGAUGUGGGAACCGUCUGCACGCCGGAGAGAAGCUGCGCCGUCAUCGAGGACGACGGGCUCCACGCUGCAUUCACUGUCGCUCACGAGAUAGGUCACCUGCUCGGCCUGUCCCACGACGACUCCAAGUUCUGCGAGGAGCGCUUCGGCGUGAACAGCGACAAGCGGCUCAUGUCCUCCAUCCUGACCUCCAUCGACGCCUCCAAGCCCUGGAGCCGCUGCACCUCGGCCACCAUCACCGACUUCUUCGACGACGGCAACGCCGAGUGUCUCCUGGAUUCUCCUCGCCAGCCCCUCCUCGGCUCCGAGGAGCUCCCGGGGCAGAGCUACGACGCCGUGCGCCAGUGCCGCCUGGCGUUCGGCCCCGAGUACACGGUCUGCCCGGGCAUGGACGUGUGCGCCCGGCUGUGGUGCGCUGUGAUCCGCCAGGGGCAGAUGGUGUGUCUGACCAAGAAGCUGCCGGCCGUGGAGGGGACGCCCUGCGGGAAGGGACGCAUCUGCCUGCAGGGGAAGUGUGCGGACAAGACCCGCAAGAGACUCUACUCGGUGUCCAACCAUGGCAGCUGGAGUUCCUGGGGUUCCUGGGGCGCGUGCUCCAGGACGUGCGGAGGGGGGGUGCAGUUCGCCCAGCGCCUGUGCAACAACCCGCCACCGCGGAACCACGGGCGCUACUGCACCGGGAAGAGAGCCAUCCACCGGUCCUGCAGCGUCACGCCGUGUCCUGCGUCCAGUAAGAGUUUCCGUCAGGAGCAGUGCGAGGUGCGGAACGGCCCCCAGACCGAUCCUAAAGGGGUGAAGACCUUCGUGGAGUGGGUGCCCAAAUACGCCGGAGUCCUCCCCAAGGACGUCUGCAAGCUGACCUGCCGAGCCAAGGGAACGGGAUACUACGUGGUGUUCGCUCAGAGGGUGGUGGAGGGGACGGAGUGUCGGCCGUACAGCAGCUCGGUGUGUGUGAAGGGGAAGUGUGUGAGGACCGGCUGCGACGGCAUCAUCGGCUCCAAGCUGCAGUUCGACAAGUGCGGUAUCUGCGGGGGGGACAGCACCGGGUGUCUGCGUGUGAUGGGCAACUUCACAAAGAAGAGUAAGGGCUACACCGACGUGGUGAAGAUCCCGGCCGGCUGCACCCACGUGAAGGUUCGCCAACACAAGGCCAAGGACCAGACCCGCUACUCCGCCUACCUGGCGCUCCGCCGGCCCAACGGCGAGUACCUCCUGAACGGCAAGUUCAUGAUCUCCACCUCGGAGACCAUCAUCCCGCUCAUCGGCUCGGUGCUGAACUACAGCGGGUGGAGCCAGAGGGACGAGUGGCUCCACAGCAUGGGCCCCGGGGCUCUCCAGGAAGCCUUGGUGGUGCAGAUCUUAGCCACGGACGCCAAGAAGCCUCUGGAUGUUCGUUACAGCUUCUUCAUGCCGCGCCGGACGGCCCCGCCGCCGCCGUCCGCUCCGCUCGUCCCCGUCCCGAAGGCCAUCACCACGCAGAGCACCACCACGGUCUCCACCACGACAAGAACCACCACCACCACCAGCACCACAUCCUCUGUCCUGGACCCGGGGCCAACCACAGCUCCGGGGCCCUCCACCCCGGCCCCGGGGCCCCAGUGGGUGACAGGUCCCUGGAUGAGCUGCACCCGGACGUGUGACACCGGCUGGCAGAGCCGGACGGUGCAGUGCAAGGACCCGGAGGGCAAACUGUCCAAAGGAUGCGUCCUGAGCGCUCGGCCCUCGGCCUUCAAACACUGUCUGGUGAGGAAAUGUUGAGGAGGCCUGAGAGCUGGAAAAACAGAUUUACGUGAGACGAGAAAAAGACGUUUUAACUUCUGAUGAAGGUCUCAAGUGCUGGAUGUAGGACCAAUGAAUGGACCAAUUUGAACCUUAAACUGGACAGUGAAUGUUGGCGCCUGGACUCGUCCGACAGACACUCACAGACACGUUGGCAUGGAUGUACCCGACUAUAUGCCAGAGGGAGUCCUGGUGGUUUCCCUAGGACAGAGACAGGUGCUGCCCUGGCAUAGCUAAGAACUUGAGUUGCAUGUCAUCUCCACACGGACAACAACUGAUUGUCUUUACCUCCGAUCCCCUGGAGGCUCAGUGUGUGUUGCCCUGUAACAGCAUGCAUGUUGUGCGUGUCUUUUUGUAAUGCUAUUCCAUGUGUUGUUAUCACUGUGGGUGUGUGAGAGUCGACACCUUUGUCUCAUGUCGUCUGAGACCAGAGCCCAGCAGGUUGGAAACCCUCUUCCUAGACUGCUAUUCUACAUAUUCGGGGGUUUAGUGAUGAAAAGGUUUGUUUACGGGAAGAAUGUUGAAAAUGUGGAAUCACUGGGUGGGAAACAAUCUUUAUUGCAACUUAAGCUAAGGAACAAAAACACCAAUAAAAGUCUACCGAUGUCCACGGAGUAUAUGAGCAUGAUGACAACAGGGAUCUCCUUCGCUUCUUCCUGUAAAUAUUUCUAAGAGCUACUCUGUGACUGAAGGUCCUGGAUCAGGGUAACAGUAAAGUUUGGUUAACGGGAUGUUGCAUUGCAUCCUGGGAGUAUAAUCGGUCGCGCCAAGAAACUGCAGCUUGGUGUGACGGGAUGGGCGGGGGGGUGGGACCAACUCAACGACAGUGAAAUCAACGGAGGGGCAACGUAACCAUGACACUCCCUAACAUUUAAGGAGGCUGAUGAGGAAUCAGAUUUGGGGCUAUGCUUGAUUUGUGUGUGUGUGUGUGU
This is a messenger RNA of Limanda limanda (common dab), 3833 nucleotides long. RefSeq names its product A disintegrin and metalloproteinase with thrombospondin motifs 5 (gene adamts5). Lineage: Eukaryota; Metazoa; Chordata; Actinopteri; Pleuronectiformes; Pleuronectidae. The transcript is spliced from 8 exons. Gene Ontology annotation, molecular function: metalloendopeptidase activity; zinc ion binding. The record is from RefSeq and is a predicted model, not a curated record. Gene Ontology annotation, biological process: extracellular matrix organization; proteolysis. The coding region runs from base 1 to 2880 and encodes 959 amino acids.